Molecule: messenger RNA, 3709 nt
Organism: Sodiomyces alkalinus F11
Lineage: Eukaryota; Fungi; Ascomycota; Sordariomycetes; Glomerellales; Plectosphaerellaceae
Exons: 3
Coding region: 139-3216 (1025 amino acids)
Biological process (GO): regulation of DNA-templated transcription; DNA-templated transcription
Molecular function (GO): zinc ion binding; DNA-binding transcription factor activity, RNA polymerase II-specific; DNA binding
Source: RefSeq, a predicted model, not a curated record
GCCGAAAGACCGCCUCGUAUCGUCUCGGCUGUGAUAUACGACCACCUAUCCAACGAGUCAGAGCCAAUCACUUCUCCCGCCCUUGCAUAUUCUGCCCUGUUUUCUUCUGGGCCUGAAUGGGGGCCCGGAGUGGAUGACAUGCCGUGGGGUCCCUCCUCCAUAUCGAACCUCCUCCACCACGCCCCGCCGUCCGAUCCGCGUCCAACCCCAUGUCUCCUUAUUACCGACCACCGACAGUACCUACAAGAAGACGGGGCCGGAGUCGUGCCCCAUCCAGGGUCGGCGCCGGCGGCCCCACCACAUCUCGGCGCCAUUCCCAGCGCCCUUGGCGCCUCCGACGCCACCCUGAGGCCGGCGGGAUCGAGUCCGCCAACAAACCUUCCUUCUCCCAACAACACUCCCAGCCAUACCGCCACACCGAGGCUCUACCAGUGUGCCCACUGCCAGAAGCGUUACUCACGUCCCGAGCACCUGGCCCGACAUAUCCAGACGCACACCCUCGGCAAGCGCUUCGUCUGCCAUGUCUGCACCAAGGCCUUCGCCCGCCAGGAUCUCCUGAAGCGGCAUGUAGCCAACCACGAAAACGACAAUGACCCGAACAAGAAGCGGCGCCUCAUCAGCUCGUCCCCGGGGUCGGCCCGCGUCUCCCAUGCCUGUCGAGCCUGUGCCGCGGCCCGGGUCAAGUGCGAGGAGCAGAAACCCUGCACCCGUUGUCGGAGCCGUGACCUCGAGUGCCAGUAUCUGUCGUCCGAAGUGGGCUCUGCUGCUGCUAUGCACCUCCUUCACCUUUCUACCAGCGCCCAUUCUACCCCGGCAUCGAUAGGCAGUCCUUCUCUGCAGACCAGUGCCUCCGAUGCAGCCUCCUCUGGGUCAUACUUCCCGACGGCCCCAUACAGCUACAGCACCCCUUCCACGUCGAAGCCCCAUGGCACCCAGUUUGCAUCAACAUCAAUGUCGACACACCCGGCGGCCAUUGUUUCGGAACAGGCCACACAGGCCACCCAGGCCACACAGGCCACCCAGGCCACACAGGCCACCCAGCUUCUCACCCCACGCCAUGAACAGGUACCCGGACAGGGAGUGUCCGAGUCUGCCGCGCAAGUCCAUUAUGGUGCUGUCGCCAACAGCCAAGGCGUUGACAUAUCUGGGGUAUCCUUCUCAGACUUCCUUCAGAACGUCAUCUACGAUCAGGACGAGGCCGCGUCUUCCAAAAUCCAAGUAACACAAGGCCUUGCCGUCUUGGAUGUCGGAGGCCGCGUAAACCUCGAUCUGAACGAAGGGGACUUUAGCCUCCUGGACUACUGGAACGCCGAUUUUCUCGGGGACGCGGCCGGGUCUCAGACGUUCACGCCGAAGACGGACGACUCGGUCGACCUCUCGCAGAUGCGGCAGAACCUGGUCAAGCUCUGGACCGACUCGCCGUGGCGGUGGCACCCUUCCGGCGUCGACUCGAGCUACCAGGAGCAGAGCAACCUGCCGGUAUCCGCGGGCGAAGCGGCGGGCGCGGUGUGCGAGAGCCGGAAGAAGCUGCGCAAGACGGUGCCGGACAGGCUGGAGCCGUCCGGACGAGACGGGGUGCUGGCGAUCGUGCUGAAGUCGUGCAGGUCCAACGAUGUGAUGGCGCGCGUGGCGUCGGCGUUCCCUUCGGUCGACCUCAUGGACAGCCUCAUCCACAUCUUCCUGGCGUCGCACUUUUGCCAGACUUCGCAGUGGAUCCACCAGGCUACGUUCCGGAUGAAGGCGCAGUGGCCCGACUGGCUGGCCAUGGCGGCCGCCUCGGGAGCGAUCCUGACGCCGGUGACGACGCUGCGGAAGUGGGGGUUCGCUGUGCAGGAGGCGGUUCGCAUGACGAUCCCCGAGAACUUUGAAAAGACCAACACGGCUAUCCAGGCGCUGGGCUUAGUUCAGUCGCUGGUACUCACGCAAGAUGUUGCUCUGUGGUCUGGCAUAAGGAGGAAGAUGGAAAUCGCCGAGUGCCAUCUGGGAAUUCCCGUCACGAUGAUGCGAUACCGGAACAAGUUUCAGCGAUCCGGAUACCCUUUGAUUGAUCUCGGCCCGUCAGACAAAGGGGCGGUGCUUGACCAGAGAUGGAGAGCUUGGUGCGAGCGCGAAUCGUGGAAAAGACUCGCCUUUCAUUGUUACAUCAGAGACGCCCAAAGCUCGAUAUGCACCCUUGUCAACCCAGGCAUGUCCUACGCGGAACUGACGUUGCCUUUACCUGAAUCGAAAGAGCUCUGGUUCGCGGAGACGGCGGACGAGUGGAGGAAAGAAACCCUGGAGAGGAAUGCCGGCGAGAGCAAAAGGCCCCCUUGCGUCGGCGACCUCUUCCGCGACAUUAAGAUACUGGCGACCAACCGACACCGCGUCGACGUCCAGUCCUCCGUGUCUAUCUACCUCCACGGUUUCUGGUCCCUGAUCAUGGAAUACCAACGGCUCUGUUCCGUGCUUCGGUCUCGUCUGUGGCUCCAAGGCGACGGGGCAGGCGGCGACCAGCUGCUUCGGUCACGGCACGCCGACCUCUGCAGACAGCUGGAGGAUUUCCAGGCGCUGACGUCGGACUGGGAGGAGAUCUUGCCACAGGAGAGGCUCAUGCUGCACCUGCUCCUCAUGAACCUGCACCUCUCGCUGGACGACCUGCAGCUGUUCUCGGGCAAGGAAGGGGAGCAGCAGGCGCGGCGGGUGCUGGGGAACCUGCGGGUGUGGGUGCACAGCGUGGCGGGGCGGCAGGCGCUGUGGCACGCCGGGCAGGUGCUGCGGUACGCGAAGCUGUUCCCGUCGGGCCACCUGAAGGAUUUUUACGCGGUGGCGGUGCACCACGCGGCGCUUGCCUUCUGGACGUUCGGCGUGGUGACUAGGGCUUCGGGCAUGCCUCCUGGGCCGGCGGCGAUGAUGGCGGCGGCGGUUGCCGGAGGUCAGCAUGGGCGGGAUGGACUCGUCCACUUGGACGGGAUGGUGUCCGGGCCGGUGAACCACUACAUCGGCUUCGGGCAGGGCAGGCCGGUGAUACAGGGACCUGCGACGGGCAAGACCGAGAGCAGGGCGGAGACAACGACGCAGGCAGAUGUAGAGGACCCGAGGGGCUGUAUGGAAAUCGCGCAGCAGGUCUUGCGGGCCAAUUUUGGAGACGGAAAGGUGGUUCUGCCGCCCAUCGUGGAGAAUAUGUGCCAACUGCUGAAGCAACUGGGGGAUGCGGCCUGGGCCGUAGGGUUAGGAUGAGAGGGGAGGAGUUUUAAGGGUAUCCAAGGGUGUUUGUGGAGUUUCGGAGGGAGGAAGCGGGUGACAUAAUAUAUUUAGCACCGUCGGCGCUGGGUCUCUCUUUGCUUCUUCAUAUUAUUGCUAUUUGCUUCUAUGCUAUAUUAAUGGUCGAGAGCAUAGCCACUGAUGAUACGGUAUGAUCAUUAUGGAGAGAUUCUUGUUCUAAAUUUUUCUUCUUUUUUUCCUUUCUUCUUCUUUUUUUCCGUUAUUCCCUCCUGCUUCGACUCAUAGUUACAUGGCACACUGCCGUUUUGGUUCGGGAUUUCCAAAUGAACCAACACCCCGUUGUCUUGUCGUGACACCAUACAUAAGGGACCUUACACUACAUUGCGAGUCAGCCUAGCGCUCAUGGUCUUUAGGGUAAGGUUACGUAAGGUACUGGAACUCGCUUCAGGAACAACUUUCCGGAUCGGGCACGUGGGGGCAUUGGUGGGGGCGUUGGUGGGGGCGUUGC